Colletotrichum spaethianum is the source of this 1695-nucleotide messenger RNA. RefSeq names its product succinate dehydrogenase [ubiquinone] cytochrome b small subunit, mitochondrial. The record is from RefSeq and is a predicted model, not a curated record. NCBI's taxonomy places the organism in Eukaryota, Fungi, Ascomycota, Sordariomycetes, Glomerellales, Glomerellaceae. Gene Ontology annotation, molecular function: serine-type endopeptidase activity. Gene Ontology annotation, biological process: proteolysis. The coding region runs from base 1 to 1695 and encodes 564 amino acids. The transcript has 3 exons.
AUGAGAGGCUUCAUCGGUGCUGUGGCCGGCCUUGCUGCUGUUGCCAGUGCCACUCCUUCUCUCUCCAUCGAGACCAUUCACGACGGCGCCGCGCCCAUCAUCUCCUCCACCAACGCUGAGGCUGUCCCGAACUCAUACAUUGUCAAGUUCAAGAAGCACGUCUCGGAGACUGGUGCUGAGGACCACCACAGCUGGGUCCAGCAGCUGCACUCCUCCUCCCAGGACGAGCGUCUUGAGCUGCGCAAGCGUGGCCAGGAGCCGUUGGUUGAGGAUAUCUUCCACGGCCUGAAGCACACCUACAAGAUUGGCAAGGACUUUCUGGGCUACGCCGGUCAUUUCGAUGAGGCCACUAUCGAGAAGGUCCGGAGGCACCCUGACACGAUGUCCCAAACAUAUGGCCCACAACCCGACUCCGACAGUGCGGCAAGGCUGGCUUUGGCUCUCCUCGACGCCGUCGGACUCGGAUUGGUCGAGUUCAUCGAGGUCGACUCCGUUGUCCACACACAGGUUCCCGUCAAGUCCCAGGUUGAGGACAAGUGUGACGGCGAGCUCGAGAAGCUGGCUCCUUGGGGUCUGGCCCGUGUCUCCCACCGCAAGUCCCUGGGCUUCGGUACCUACGACAAGUACCUGUACGCCGAGGAUGCCGGUGAAGGUGUUGACGCCUACGUGAUCGACACCGGCACCAACGUUGACCACGUUGAUUUCGAGGGCCGUGCCAAGUGGGGCAAGACCAUCCCUUCUGGUGACCAGGACGCUGACGGCAACGGUCACGGCACUCACUGCUCUGGCACCAUUGCUGGUAAGAAGUACGGUGUCGCCAAGAAGGCCAACGUCUACGCUGUCAAGGUCCUCCGCUCCAACGGCUCCGGCACCAUGUCCGACGUCGUCAAGGGUGUCGAGUGGGCUGCGACCUCGCACACCGAGCAGGUCAAGGCUGCCAAGGACGGCAAGCGCAAGGGCUUCAAGGGCUCCGUCGCCAACAUGUCUCUUGGUGGAGGCAAGACUCAGGCUCUUGAUGCUGUCGUAAACGCCGCAGUCGAUGCUGGUAUUCACUUCGCCGUCGCUGCCGGCAAUGACAACGCCGAUGCCUGCAACUACUCCCCCGCUGCUGCCGAGAAGGCCGUUACCGUCGGUGCCACUGAGCUCGGCGACCGCCGCUCUUACUUCUCCAACUACGGCAAGUGCACUGACAUUUUUGCUCCCGGAACCAACAUCAAGUCCACCUGGAUCGGCAGCAAGUACGCAGUCAACACCAUCUCCGGCACUUCCAUGGCCUCCCCCCACAUCUGCGGUCUUCUGGCCUACUACCUUUCUCUCCAGCCCGCCUCUGACUCCGAGUACUCUGUUGCUCCUAUCACCCCCGAGAAGCUCAAGAAGGCCCUCAUCUCUGUCGGCACCGUUGGUGCUCUCAGCGACAUCCCCAGAGACACCCCCAACGUCCUCGCCUGGAACGGCGGUGGCUGCAACAAUUACACUGCCAUUGUUGAGGCUGGCAGCUACACUGUUAAGCAGGAGGCCAAGGAGUCCACCAUUGACGACCUCGAGAAGGCCAUUGAGGAGGACUUCGAGGUUCUCUCUGGCAAGGUUGUCAAGGGUGCCAAGAACGUUGGCUCCAAGGCUGAGAAGCUUGCCAAGAAGAUCCACAACCUCGUCGACGAGGAGCUGAAGGAGUUCCUCAGGGAGACCGCCUUGUAA